Messenger RNA from Drosophila takahashii, 1128 nucleotides. NCBI's taxonomy places the organism in Eukaryota, Metazoa, Arthropoda, Insecta, Diptera, Drosophilidae. The record is from RefSeq and is a predicted model, not a curated record.
AUGUUUCCCCCGACAAGAGUACAAGUAACCUCACGAGUGGUCCUCAAGAUAUUCCACCUCAUUUUAGUGGCAUUUUCCCUGAGGUCCAGUCGAUUGUCUCGUCUGAUCCUGUGGCUACGCUUCCUGCUUUGGACAGUCUGGUUUUCUGGCAUUUGGACUCAAAGUCUGAUUUUUGCCCAAUCGAUUGACUGCAAUAUGGACUGCAUACUGCGCCAUUUGCUCACAUUUUGCCAGACUGUAUCGCAUGCCUCCAUUGUGGUCAUCACUUUCCUGGAGGGAUUCAGAACGCAACAGGAGCAGAAGGAUUCGGAAGUGGUGGUGUUCGAGGACUCUGAUCCCUGGGUGGCCUGCACUGUGCUGGCCAUGCUAAUGCCCAUUUUCGGAGUCGAGUAUUUGGUCUGCUCGAAUGCCCCUGACUAUGCCUAUCGGGUGAGGAUCUAUCACCUGAAAACGCUGCCCAGUUUCCUGGCUCUGCAGAUGCAGAUUAUCUCCUUUAUCCUGGAGGUCAUGAAGGUGAACAUUAGGGUUCGUCAGGCCAAGCAUCAGCUUCGGAUUUUGGCCAGGGAGUUAUCCAGUCGCUGGCCUCAGUGCAAACAAAGGCCAGAGUUCCUGGCCCAGCAGACCCCUCGAAUCAAAGACCUAAAGAGGCGAUAUAAUGAGCUGCAUCUUCAGUUCGAUCGAAUCAAUGGCUGCUUCGGGGGCAGCCUUCUAACCAUCAUCAUUGUUUACUUUGCACUCUUUGUGUGCAAUUCCUAUUGGUUGUUUGUGGAUGUGCGGACAAGUCCCCCGAGGAUCUAUGCAAUUCUUCUCAACUUGGGGUUUAUUUUCAAUGUUGCCCUGCAGAUGUCCGCUGCCUGCUGGCACUGCCAAAAAAGCUACAAUCUAGGUCGUCAAAUCGGUUGCCUCAUUUCGAAGUUGGUUAAACCUCAGGGCAGCAAGCGAUACAAUGAUUUGGUGAGCGAGUUUUCUCUGCAGACACUUCAUCAGCGUUUUGUAGUGACCGCCAAGGAUUUCUUCAGUCUCAAUCUGCAUUUGCUAAGUAGCAUGUUUGCAGCUGUGGUCACUUAUCUAGUCAUUCUCAUACAAUUUAUGUUUGCUGAGAGAAGUUCAAGGCCUAAUUCUGGAUAA